This is a messenger RNA of Aspergillus melleus, 945 nucleotides long. RefSeq lists its product as uncharacterized. Lineage: Eukaryota; Fungi; Ascomycota; Eurotiomycetes; Eurotiales; Aspergillaceae. The coding region runs from base 1 to 945 and encodes 314 amino acids. The transcript is spliced from 4 exons. The record is from RefSeq and is a predicted model, not a curated record.
AUGCCCGCCCUCAUCACCAGCGACUACGCUACUGUCUCCGAUGGCUCCACCAUCUGGGUCUAUUACCAGAACGAUGCCAAUGAGCUUCGUGAGGUGACCUCCUCGGAUGGAUCCAAAUGGACUGAGACUUCCAGCGCUGUCGCCGACAAGCUCAAUGCCGGUGGUUCUCCUAUCACUGCCUACUACGUCAAGAACGACGGUACUGCGGGAGGCAAGUCUUCGGUUCAUGUCAUCUACAUCGACGCAUCUGGGAUCCUUCACGAGAUGGUCAAGACUCCUCUUGACAACCAAAAAUGGAAGGAACGCGAGCUGUCGGAUGAUAUCAAAAAGGCACCCAUUCAGACAUCUCGUCUCACCAGUGGUGUCUGUCAUGACACUGCCCCUGGCGCUCACCAGUGGAUCUUCUUCGAAAAAUUGGACUCAGAAUCCGGCAGUCCUCAAAUCGCCGAGCUCCGCAGCGGCUCCGAGAGCAGCUUCAAAUGGACCUAUCAAGUCAUCCUCCCGGAGAAGCCGGCCAGCGCUCUCCCCGGUACCCAGCUAGCCACUAACAUCACCAAUCCCGCCAACCAUCUGUUCUUCCAGGACCACGAAGGCGACGUUGCUGAGUAUAUCGGUGGUUAUGAUAGUUGGAACGACCACGCCGAAAUCCUCACCAACGACAAAGUAGAAAUCAACACCCCCAUCUCCGCGGCUAACUCUAGUGUCCCGGAAAAGCCGUAUGUCUUUUACGUGUCCCGGACCACGCCGCUGACCAUCAUGUGUUACGACCACGACAAGUCGACGUCGACUGAGGUCGGGAAGUACUUCCCGGGUACGAACUUGGAUGCGAUUACUGUGCAGGAAAAGGUGUUGUUGGUGCACAAGCCGCUCGAGAAACGGGGUGCGGUCUGGACUAGGGUUUUUGAUGGGAAGGAGUGGGGGAUGGGGGCGCAGGUUGUUGCUUAG